Messenger RNA from Sphaerodactylus townsendi, 945 nucleotides. Its product is annotated as olfactory receptor 6B1-like. Gene Ontology annotation, molecular function: olfactory receptor activity; G protein-coupled receptor activity. Gene Ontology annotation, cellular component: membrane. The transcript has a single exon. Bases 1 to 945 code for a protein of 314 amino acids. The record is from RefSeq and is a predicted model, not a curated record. NCBI's taxonomy places the organism in Eukaryota, Metazoa, Chordata, Lepidosauria, Squamata, Sphaerodactylidae. Gene Ontology annotation, biological process: G protein-coupled receptor signaling pathway.
AUGGAUAAACACCAGACAAAUCAAUCAGUAGUCAAAGAAUUUAUCCUCCUGGGGUUUGGGGAUAUCAGUGAUUUUCAGAUCCUUCUCUUCUUUGUCUUUCUAGCGAUCUACAUGGUCACCAUGGCUGGAAACCUGCUGAUCGUUGUCUUAGUUGCAGCUGAUCAGCGUCUUCAUACCCCCAUGUAUUUCUUCCUGGGGAAUUUGUCUUGCUUAGAAACUUGCUAUAUCUCCACCAUUUGGCCCUGGAUGCUUGACAGUUUUCUGACUGGAAACCAGUCCAUGUGGGUGAAUUCUUGUUUUAUGCAGUUAUAUUUCUUUGGGGGCUUAGCUACAGCAGAAUGUUAUCUUCUCGCAGCUAUGUCUUAUGAUCGUUAUCUAGCAAUAUGCAAGCCAUUGCAUUAUGCAUCACUUAUGGAUAUGAGAUCCUGCUUGCAGUUAGCGAGUGGUUCGUGGGUCAUUGGGUUCAUGGUUAAUUCAGUAACAAUCUAUUUUAUGACUCACCUGAUAUUCUGUGGACCUAAUGUAAUUGACCAUUUCUUCUGCGAUUUUUCACCGCUACUUCAAUUGUCCUGCAGCAACACCUUCAACAUUCAGCUACUGAUAUUUAUUCUGUCAGCUCUGUUUGGAUUGUUCCCUUUUCUUUUAACCCUCAUUUCCUACAGCUGCAUCAUAAAAACCAUUCUCAAAAUCCCCUUCUCUGCUGGGAGGAAAAAGGCAUUUUCCACCUGCUCAUCCCAUCUCAUUGUGGUUACUCUCUUUUAUGGAACGAUAGUCAUUGUUUAUGUGGUACCCAAAAACAACACACUCAGAGAACUGAACAAGGUCUUCUCAGUCUUCUACACUGUCUUGACUCCCUUGGUGAACCCGUUUGUGUACACUCUGAGAAAUAAAGACAUUAAACAAGCUUUGAAAAAAACUGUUCGGUAUUGUGUUGGUUCAUCAUAA